AUGGCACCACGCCUCCACGUUCACAGAAUCAAAAGCCCCCUGAAUCCGAUCGGACUGCGGCGGCAGCCGCCGGAAGAAAUUCAUCGGCACCGACGGCAUGUCCCCCCUGAACCUCGGGUGUCGGAGAACACGAUCGCCGCCACCAAGCACACCACCAAGAAUAUCCCCGUCGCCCGCGGGUCCCGCCAGCUGAACAGCGCCUCCACCCUCUCCCCCUGCGCCGCCACGUCACCCAGCAGCGUUUGCGCCCGGCCCGCCAGCGCCCGCAGCCUAUCAUACCUCACCCUCACUUGUUCCGCCGGCCGCGCGGAGGGGAACCCAUCAAACUCCUCAUCCAACUCAUCCGGGCCCACCGCAUCCACACAUGAGAGCCCGGGAUCCAUCGCCACCGGCGCUGGCCGCCGGCACCGGAACCUCAACGCCAGUAUCAGAAAUGCAUACAAGAAUGCCGCUGGCAAAAACAGGUCCGGAAAGAGCACGACAGCUGUCAAUAAAACGUGGACCAAGACAGUAGUCGGCGGGUGGGCCCACGUCCGAAUCCCGUCGACCCACCGAGCAACGGCGGCCACCCGAGACAGGCAGCCAACGACCCUGAACCAGUUGGCCUUGCUCCGCCUCAUGCUCCACACGUGCGUGUCCGUGUCAAGCAUGCCGGCUCUGACCGAGCCAGCCUUGCGGUCACGAUCCUCAUGGCGUUGUGCCUCAGGACGUCCUGCUGCGCGGGGCCCAUCGGCUUCACGUAGUGCAUCCUCGCGUCGGGCUCGCGUACGCCUGCACGAGACCGAUCCAAGACGAGCACGAGAACCUCAGCGCGAUCUCGACCUCGCCCAUCCUCCGCGCGCCGCCGGGGAGGAGCGUAGUCAAAGAGUACGUGCCGGCGUAAACGCGGUUGGUGUCGAGGGUGGAGAGUCGUACCCUGAGCUUCCCGAGGCAUACGUCCUUCUUCCCGUUGUAACUCCCGUUGUCGAAGACGCCGACAGUGAGGACGGUGCACGGGUCGUACACGUCGAAAGUGUACUGCUCGUUCCACCGCGGGUUGAACCGAUCGAGGAUGGUGCGCGUGCGGACCCACUUUGGCCCGUAUUUGGCCACCACGCGUCGGUGGUGCCGCGGGUCCCGUCGGCGGUUUUGACGGGGAGAAGAUUGGAGGCGCCGCGAAUGCCGACUUCUAGAAGGCCGAUCGGGGGUUUGGAGAGGUGCUUCGCCGUGGGCCGCACGUCGCUAGUCACGUGGGCUGCCUCGUCGAGCACGUUGUACCAUGUGGAUCUUGGCUCCGAUUUGUCGUCCGUGCGCCUGUCCACCGUAGCAAUCUGCACCCUCGCGUGCCCCAUGGGACGCGUGCUUGAUGCGUCUUCCACGGAACGGCUCGAAUGGCUCAGCGGCAACGAAAAUCAAAUCCUCGUUCCAUGUGGGAUUGGUGGAGCCGAUGCAAGUGCGGCUUGUUUUAAAGACUUGUGGGCCGAGCUGGGCUUUUACAUAGAGUUCCAGGAGGUUCCGAGGAGACCGAGGCUCGGGACCUAA
Messenger RNA from Striga asiatica, 1521 nucleotides. Lineage: Eukaryota; Viridiplantae; Streptophyta; Magnoliopsida; Lamiales; Orobanchaceae. The record is from the annotation of a GenBank genome assembly.